Molecule: messenger RNA, 831 nt
Organism: Durusdinium trenchii
Lineage: Eukaryota; Dinophyceae; Suessiales; Symbiodiniaceae
Source: the annotation of a GenBank genome assembly
AUGGCAGCCUUACCAACUACCCCUGCGAUGCCAACCGGCCUUGGCGGCAGCGACGAGACAUGGCAGGCCAUCGAGGCAUGGGCCAACGCCGAGGAAAGCCAAAACCCUCAUGCCUUGCAGAGGUUGGCCAGUGUUUGCACUUGGUUGGAUUCAAUUUCGGAUCCGAUGCAAGUGGCUGAGGCACGGCUCGCGCAACUCAGGAAGCUAUGGCAACGCUCAGCCUUUGAGCCUGUCCACAAAAGGGAUGUGCCGCCCGGAAGCAAGAUUUUCCAUUUCAAGUGGGUCGACAAAUGCAAGGAGGGCGUUUAUAAGAGCCGCUUCACUUGUGCAGAUGUGAAGCGGAACUACUCCGAGGCCGAGGAAGAGCAGUUGCGUGUGUUUGUUCCAACACCAACGCCGGAGUCACAUAGCCUCCUGGAAGUGUCGGCGCUGUUCCACAGUCAUGCUACGAGGACCUUCGACAUCGUGGCUGCAUUUCUCAUUGGUCGAGACCGAGGCGCCCAAGAAGGCAAUCCUUGCUACAUGCGAGCCCCAGAAGAAUGGAGGCCAAUAUUCGAGGAACGGGUGCGGGAUACCUUUCCGCCUCACGAAGUAGCUCGAAGAUUAAAAAGCUUCCCGGCCUAUAUGUUCCGCCUUGACGGCAACCUGUAUGGUCGUCGCACGGCGGGUUCAGUAUGCAGGGACGAGCUCGAAGAGAUCUUGGUUGAGAAGAUGAAGCCGACCUUUUGUUUUGUUCGGGGCAAGCACGAUCCAUGCGCAUACCACUGCAGCAGCAGCAAAGUGACCUUGGUCCACCACGUCGAUGAUGUUCGGUGCUCAGGGCCCGGCUAG